AGUGAGCUUCUGAUUUGUUUUCGGCUGAGUUCAGAACAGCUUUGCGAUGAGAAAGUGAGUGUGUUCGUUGCCGUUUUGUGCGGGUCUCCCUCCUCCCCUCCUCUCUCUCUCUCGGCGAGUUCGGCGUGUAAAAUAAUAAGUUUCUAAGUAUUUUUGGCAGCUGAAGGAAAGCUUUUAGCCAGGAAAGAGAGAGGGGGGAAAUACGCCUGUGGAAUGUCAGGGCUCAGACAGAAGCCAGUGCGAGCGAGAGGGAGCUGAGCGCACUGCCGAGUGCGGGAAGUGGAACUGCACUCGGUGAGUGACCGGGCGAAGCAGCAGGGACCGUGAGUGUGUGAGAGAACGGGAACGGUGCCCAUGACGUGGACCAGCACGAUGAGCAGCGGUUACAGCAGCCUGGAAGAGGAUUCCGAGGAGUUCUUUUUCACUGCAAGAACUUCCUUCUUCAAGAAGCCUCAAGCUAGAUCUAAACCCGAGCGGGAUGCCGGAAAGGAACGGGAGCCCCCAAAGGUCUUCACCCAGGAAGAACUCAGACAGAAGAUCAAAGCCUAUAACUCCUCAGUUACCGACAGGUUAAAAAUGAGCUUGAACUUGAAUGAAGUAUACACUGGUUUCAUCAAGGUUCAGAUGGACCUUCAGAGACCCAUCACCAUACGGGCCAGAUCAGCUCAGGGCAGUCAAGUGUAUAACAACAGCAAUGAGACGGCCUUCUAUUUGCCUAAGAAUACCAGCAACACCCUGCACAUCAGCAGCAGUAACACGGUGAAGGAUGUCAUCGAGGCCCUGCUGAAGAAGUUCACAGUGAUUGACAACCCUGCGAAGUUUGCACUUUUCAAGCAGUUUCUCGUCGGUGAUCAAGUCUAUUCGAGCAAGCUGUCAGAUGGCGAGCAUCCCCUGUACCUGCGGCUGUUGGCAGGACCUAGCAUGGAUGCCUUGAGUUUUGUGCUGCGGGAGUACGAGACUGGGGAAGUGUUGUGGGAAGCCUUCAGUCUCCCAGAACUGCAAAACUUCCUGCGGAUCCUGGACAAAGAGGAAGAGGAACAGUUCAAGCUGCUGAGAAGGUGCUACGUGACCUACAAAGCCAAACUUGAGGCAGCACUGAAAGCCACAGGGAAGCCGGAUUAAUCCCCGGAAAGAUGCAAAGCAACGCACAGUCUCGGUGCGGGCAUGCUUCAGGACAGGGGACACAGGGCAAGUAUAGCCAGCCUUCAAACCUGAAGACUUCUGUUUCAGCACCGGAAACAGAACGUACCUGAAGCACUGAACCCAUUGAGCUAAGGCCAGGCCUCACCUCCAUCUUAUAUCUUCGCUUGCACAGCUGCCAAGUUUGUUGGACAAUCGUGAAGGUUAUUUAUUAACGAGCUGCUCGGAUGCACUGUAAUGGUGGUGAGAUCUCCCUGUGCUUACUUUGUGUAUAAUGCAUUUAUGGCGGUAGUUCAAACACCCCAGCCUUGACAGCCUGAUGCCUUACAAUACGUGGCUUUGUUGUCCUGCUUGUGUAGACACUGAGUAGCCACGAGAUGACCGUGGUCAAUGUGAAAACCCUUCGGCCUUCCCUCCAAACUGAGAAUGGCAAAGGAAUACCCUUCUGAACCGUCUGUUCCUCAACCUCCUGUAAAUAUGCAGUGCCAAAUGACUUUUAUUGUUGCAAUACAUAUGUUAAGGAUACUAAUUUAUGUGUGAACAUUAUUUAAAAGCUUUCCGGCAGGAUAGGAAGAGAUUGCAGGGUUGGAAUGCAUGAGACAUUAUGUAGCGCGAAGGGUGGGGAGGUGAGAGGUAGGCCAAGGGAAGUGGGCGGGUUAAAUACUGUGUAAAGGAAGUGCUCUGGGGGUCAAGGACAAAAUGGAUUAAAGAGCUCCCAAAUCAAAGUAAAAUUUAUUUUACUUUGCUGAAUAGUAGCUAUGGAUUGGUUAUUAUGUAAGCAGUGCACACAACACUGGAGGAACUCAGCAGAUCAGGCACUGUCUUUGGAAAGAAAUGCAUCUCCCCAAACAUUGACUGUCCAUUUCCCUCCAUCGAUGCUCCCUGACCUGCUGAUUCUUGUGCAUUGCCUCAGAUUCCAUCACCUUGUGUCUCCUGGACAUGUCGGCAGAUUGUUGUACUGGGACUAAGAUGGAAAGAAAUUUAGGUUUGGAGGAAGGAGUUCUGUUUGUGUGAUGUGGCAGGUCAGAAAAGCUUUAAAGCAGGCUUCAGCAGUGCAUGAAUUAUACUCUUGAGGGCCAUGUUCUUAUGCCUGCAGCUGCUGAUUGGCUGAUGAUAAUUGGCUCAGGUUUGGCGCAGUGAGAACUUGACAUUGGCUUCAGGAAGGGCCUCUUGGCCUUUGGUGUUUUUCACCCUUCCAACCACGGUUUUGGGCCUCUUAUUUUGCAGAUGUAGCAUCACUCAGGCAGCGUGCGCAUUACUUGGAGUGAGAACAGGUGAUUGUGCAGUCUAGUAACUGUUGUCCACAAGGAGAAUAAAAUAGGCCCUUGGGCGUGGCAUGUUCUCACACCCCAAGUUUGUUGCCAAAUCCAUCCACUGUCUGUGUGGAGUAUGCACGUUCUCCCUGUGCCUGUGUGGGUUUCCCCUGUGCCAGUAAUUGGCUGGUGUGCAUUCCCCCCAGUGUGAGUGAAUGGCAAGAGCAACAAGAGGGGAGUUGAUGGACAUGGGGAGAGAACAAAAUGCAUGACACGGAAAAUCAGAUGAGAGGUGAUAAAGCUGAUGGGAUUGUUCUCAAUAGGCCAAGUGGCCUCAUAUGUCAUGAAGAAGACCUGAGCCCAAGGACUUUCUCAAUAGGCCAAGUGGCCUCAUAUGUCAUGAAGAAGACCUGAGCCCAAGGACUUUCUCAAUAGGCCAAGUGGCCUCAUAUGUCAUGAAGAAGACCUGAGCCCAAGGACUUUCUCAAUAGGCCAAGUGGCCUCAUAUGUCAUGAAGAAGACCUGAGCCCAAGGACUUUCUCAAUAGGCCAAGUGGCCUCAUAUGUCAUGAAGAAGACCUGAGCCCAAGGACUUUCUCAAUAGGCCAAGUGGCCUCAUAUGUCAUGAAGAAGACCUGAGCCCAAGGACUUUCUCAAUAGGCCAAGUGGCUUCAUAUGUCAUGAAGAAGACCUGAGCCCAAAGGACUUAGCAUUCUUUCCCCAUGUGGCAAGCUGACCCAGAGGCCCUUGAAGAAAAAUGGGAAGGUGGACUAGCCACAUUGUGCUUGAAUUGGUUUUGAGAGAGCGAGAGAGAGAGAGAAAGAAGAAAGUGAGAGAGGGAGAGAAAGUGAAGAAAGUGAGAGAGAGGUGAAGUGUGAGAUGGGGUGAGGGAGAGAGAGUGAGUGAGAAUGGGCGAGAAAGUGAGGAGACGAGAAAGAGUGAGAAGGAGAUGGGGAGAAGGGGAAAGAGAGAGAUGGAGAGAAAAAGAGAGGAAAAAGAUGAGGAGAGAGAGGGAGUGGGGAUAAAGAAAGAAACAGACAUAGAUAACUUGCCAUAGUGGGUGGCAGGGAAUAAGGAAGACCCAGGGGUGAGGGAAUGUGACUCUCAGAAGCUGCUUACAGAAAAGAUCACAAGCAUGUGCAUUCUGUUGGUCAGAUCUUGAGGCAUCUUGUCGCAAUUUAUAAAUUUGGUCAUCUUGAUCUUCCUGUUAUUAGGUGUUGGUUUUGUUUUAAAGUGUAAAAGCUCCCAGUAUAAUGACUUGGUUUUGAUUGGGUUAGUCUUCCCCUUUCUGACCUCUAACUGUGGCUGGGUUAAUGGACAGGUCUCUGCUGUCACCCUCCCCUACCUGGCUUGAUCUGCCCGUAAUCCUACAUAUCUCCUACUUCCCCCGUCCCACCCUCUACCCCUCACUGUCUCCGCUUUCCACUCUUCAGUCCCAGUGAAGGUUCUCACCACAAAUCACUGAUAGUUCCUUCUAUCCCAGCAGAUGCUGCUUAACCCAUUGAGCUCCUCCAGCAGAUUGUUUCUUGCUCCAGGUUUCAGCAUCUGCUCUCUGGUGUCUCCAGACCUUCUAGUGGGUUCAUCCUCAGCACCUUGGACAGCAGAUUAUCUUCAGUCAGCUUCAGUCUAUGGGUUUUCCUUGUCUCUCCAUGUUCCAUAGGAUUGUCAUGUUUUCAUUGUCUUCCUGGUGUUUAUUCUGCAAAUCCUAUCUGUGUGGGUCUGAUGUUAACCAUCUCACUCAGCCUCUUUGCUGGGACUUUGAUGAGAAUCUUCUAAGCACAGGGCUGAUGGGAAUUGGACAUUAGUUAUUGAUGCCUUUCAAUAAUUCCUGGUCUGUGGUCCUGGGAAUUAGUACAAUCAUUUGGCAUUAUGAGUCUCUGAAACAGACCUUGCUGUUAGACACAGUAUUUUCCAGGACUACAUCCCCCUUCCCUCUGUCCAGGACGUGAUCUCUUUCUCCUCCAUCCCUUUUAAGUGCCUCUUUGAUCUCGUCUGGUUCGGUUGGUUUCCAUUCACACCUUUUUUCUUGACUACUGUAAUGGUCCUCAUCAUUGGUCUGAAAGCUUGCUGAAGCCACUACCUGAUUGUGAGGGCAGUUGGGCACACCCAGUGACCCUCGUUAAUUGGAGAGCAUCUCUUCCCAAGUAUUCUCUGGCUGUUCCUCGCAAAUCUCCUGGUUACGUGUCACCUGGUGUAUGCUUUGCCUUCUAUUCUUGACCUGUAUGUCAACUAUCAUUGGGUUUACUCUUGUAUUCCUCUAUCAGGUAAUGGAUGAUCCAUUCUACUGAGUCCAGCCCUGCAGCAAAGUCUUCACUGUUCUUCUCUCCCAGAGGAGUGCCUGUGCCCAAAGCCCUCCACUAGACUCUUCUCUGGGACAAUGACUCUUGGUUUUGGUCUCUGUCAGGGCUUGGCUCUCUCCAUGCUCCUUGGCCAUUUGGACCUACUGGUCCUGACAGUUAUGGGAUCUUACUGUGUGUAAAUUUAUCUGCCAUGCUUCCUACUUUACAGCAGUGACCUUGCAUCACAAGUGGUUCAUUUGUCAUAGAACGAUUUUUGACAUCCUGCAAUGGGACGUUCCAAAGAACUUUAUUCUGGGAGUUUUGGGCUUUAAAAUUGGGAUGUGAAAGGUGCACAGAAAUGCAGUGUGACUUGUAAGUUUUGGCAACCUAAAGAUUGUGCUUUAAUCAUCCAUGGUAGUUCAAAGGUAAAAGAAUAAGAAGUUGUUAACCAAUAAGAAUAGUCAUGCUAGUUAUUAAUUAAGCUACACAAGACUUGGACUGGACAAGGAACACGCCUGGGGGAGAUUGUCAGAAAUCUGAUACAAAAUUGUCUUGUCCCACAUUUACAAAGUCAUGAUCCUUUUGUACAUCCCAAAAAGAAAUAGUCCAUUGAAUUUAAAUGUGUGGAUUACAGCCACUUCCACUGUGUCCUGGGAGUCACCUCCUCUGAUUGGCCCCAGCUUUUGGGAGUCACCUCCUCGAUUGGCUUGUGGGUAUUGUUUUGCCUGAGUGUUUUACUCACGAAAUGUCCCAGAGCUUCUGGCAGCAAGUCCAGGGUUUGUGUAGUCACCUGACACUUAGCUUUGCAAAAGCUGUUAAACCACACUGAACUGGUGUAGAUGAUUAAAAUGGUCAAACGUGAUCAGGGUGAACACUAAUUGGAUUUGUGGUGGCUCUGUUUGUGGUGAGGAGAAAGGUGCAUAACCGAAAAGGCAAGCACAUGAAAUAUCUGGCCACCUCCCCUUCCCUCAACAGCCGUGCACACGCGCACAUAAAAUGUGUGUUCUGUCCAAUGCCUCCGCCUCCAUCUCCUUCACAGCGAGCGGUUCAGUCCAUGCAAUCUUCCUGACAACUCUGGCAUCUCUUGUGUGCCUUGCAGUUGGCGGAGAGCAAAACUCCCGACGAAGUGGAGCAAGGACCCAAUAUCCAGCCCUGAUUCUGAUCUGGUCACCUAACUGUGACAGAGGCUUCAGAUACGGACCUGGUGGCAAUGUAUCAUUUGAACCAACAAAUGGGACAGGGGUGGGUGUGGAAGAUUCCUUGUGUGUUGUGUAUUUUUAAACAGGGGUUUAUGCUUUCAAUGGACUUGCCUUGUACUACAGAUCUCCCACCCAGGGGCCCUUUAUGGUGUUUGGGUAUAUUGCUUCUCUUGACUGGGUGUAAAGUGCCUUGGAGCGUCCAGGGGUUGUGAAUGACGCUAUUCAAUAUGGAAACCCGUCCUCUUCAAUCCGAAUGAUCCAGUCUUUGCCACAAGUUUUCUGGAAGGAGUUUAGGACCAAAGAUAAUUUGCUCCUUCCCCUUGCUGCUGUUCAAUUAUUAUUUAAUGUGUGGCUACUGUAUUGAUUUUGGAACCAUUUCCAAAGAAUGAUUGAUUAGUUGUUCUAAAAUUGCUGUGAAUUGAGAACUUGGUUAUCAAUGGAUCAGUGGGGGAAGAGGGAGGGAGAAAAACUUCCAAAGAUUCUUUUUUAAAUUAUUCUAUUUCAGUCUUGUUGGAUAGGGGUGGGGUUUGCAGUGAGAAUGGGGAGACGCUCCUUGUACACCUCACUAUCACCAGCCCCCUCAGAGAAAGAUAACAAGUGGUCCAGUGCCUCUGUAGCUGGGACAAGCAGAAGGACAGUGGGGUGAGGAAGAUCCUCCUUUAUUGAAGAUCCUCUCUGCGUCACUGAAACCUCUACCCUGUGAGAUGACCCGUUCUUAUCAUGCAGCAGAUCUCCACUUUUUUCAACACUAUUUCUGUAUCCAAAUGGAGUUGCUUUUUUUUAAUCCCCCUUUGGAGGUUUAGCUGGAGGGGUUGGUGGGCAACAGGUGAACACUGUGUCUUCAAGCCCAAUCAGUGACCCAGGGGUCUGUUGUGGAGCCACACGGUGAUCGCAGGGUAGAGAACCAAACGGAGAUGGGCCAAAAGGAGGGAAGAGCUACCGCUGCCCACUGAGUUGCCUUUUUACUGUGUGAUGGCUAGUACCAAAGAAUGAAAUUAGGACACUUUAGCUCAUCAGGGAAUUGUUGCUGAAGCAGAGAAAAAGAAUUGAAACUUGACAUUUAAUUUAUAGGUGUGUUUUCCAUUGUAACACCAUUUUGUAUUCUUAAUUUUAAAAAAAAAACUGUACCAAAGUCUCAUACUGAGCUGUUUUGGUUCAUGUAGACAUUGUGCAAAAAGUCUUAUAAUAUUUGUUGGGAUGUCUGCCCUCUUGCUCUGAACUGAUUGAGCAAGAGAGCAGCAAUGGGUUCAUAUGCUUUUACUGUGAAUGGUAGUUUCUUAUUAACCCUUUACUUGAAGUGUUUGCACGCCGCUCUGGGAAUAUCAGAGAACAUUGGUGACGCCCGUGCGUCACAUGACACACUGGUGGUUCUACUCCAGGGGAGCUGGUCAAGUUUGGAGUUGUGUUUUUACUGCAACUCCCAGCUGCGGUGGAAACUGUGACUAAGGCUCCACUGAUGUAAUCAAACACUGAUCAUGUACUGCUGAUCCUCCCAGUCGAAGCCAUGAGCUGUAUUCUGUAUCAUUUAAAUCACCAUCACUGCUUUGUCCGCAUAUGCAAGGGUACAAAUAAGUAAUGGUCAUUGGACUUUUAAUCGUGGAUUUGCGUGUGUGAAGAAGCACAAAUUUAAGCAGUGUAUAGGACUGAGUGUUAUGGUAUUUAUAUUGACUGCAAGUGGAAAUUUAUUUUUUAUUAAAGAGAAUUUACUCUCUUUACUUUUUAAGAUAUUGAAUUUGAAUAAAAUGGCUUUUGUAAGCUGUGGCAUAUUUUAAUAAAGAUCAAAUUGA
Mobula hypostoma (lesser devil ray) is the source of this 7657-nucleotide messenger RNA. It is a transcript of the gene rassf3, whose product is annotated as Ras association domain family member 3. The record is from RefSeq and is a predicted model, not a curated record. Gene Ontology annotation, biological process: signal transduction. Gene Ontology annotation, cellular component: cytoplasm. Bases 355 to 1122 code for a protein of 255 amino acids. The transcript is spliced from 5 exons. Lineage: Eukaryota; Metazoa; Chordata; Chondrichthyes; Myliobatiformes; Myliobatidae.